AUGAAUCAAGAAAUUGUCAGAAUUAUUUUGGAAAAAAAUACAUCAAAAUCAUCUAAAAAACAUUCUUCAUCUCAUGAAAUAUCUAAUGAUUCUAAAGUACAUCUUUUACCCUGUCAAAUUCACUGGGAUGGACCUGCAGAUGUUUCAAAAUAUUUUAAUAUAAGAUCUAUGCCAGAUAAUUCUACUUAUUAUGCAACUUUUCGUGGCCAUGGUUUAGAAGGAAACUCAUUUAUUCUUCCAUCAACAUACGAAGGUGUUAUAUAUGAUACGGAUGAUCAUGUUUCACAAGAUUUUGAACAAUUAAAUGAUGAUUGUUGUAUAAAUAAUACAUGUUUAAAUAAUAUAACAGUGCCAACUAAAAAAUGGCACCAAAUAGGCUCUUUUUCAGCCUUUAAUAUUUGGAAACAAAUUCCAAAUUAUGAUUCAGAAUUUAGAACAUGUAUUAGGACUCUAAAGGAAUGGAUCAAUUUAGCUAAUAUUGUAAAUUUACAAUUUUUCAGUAUUAAACCAAUUUUAAUGCCUUUUUCUAGAUUCAUUCAGUAACAAAAAUAGAG
Molecule: messenger RNA, 554 nt
Organism: Pneumocystis carinii B80
Lineage: Eukaryota; Fungi; Ascomycota; Pneumocystomycetes; Pneumocystales; Pneumocystaceae
Exons: 3
Coding region: 1-543 (180 amino acids)
Biological process (GO): RNA catabolic process
Cellular component (GO): ribonuclease H2 complex
Source: RefSeq, a predicted model, not a curated record